AUGUUUAUAAAUCGAUGACUAUUCUCCACAAAUCACAAGGACAUCGGCACUCUCUAUUUAUUAUUCGGCGCUUGGGCCGGAAUGGCUGGUACUGCCCUCAGCCUGUUGAUCCGUGCAGAACUAGGUCAACCUGGCACUCUAUUAGGGGACGACCAAAUCUACAACGUAAUUGUCACCGCCCAUGCAUUCGUAAUAAUCUUCUUCAUAGUUAUACCCAUCAUAACCGGAGGUUUUGGAAACUGAUUAGUUCCCCUAAUAAUCGGAGCCCCCGACAUAGCAUUUCCUCGGAUAAACAAUAUAAGCUUUUGACUAUUGCCACCUUCUUUUCUACUACUAUUGGCUUCAUCCAUGGUAGAGGCGGGAGCGGGAACCGGAUGAACCGUCUACCCUCCUCUUGCAGGUAACCUAGCUCACGCAGGACCAUCCGUGGACCUGACAAUUUUCUCUCUUCACUUGGCAGGGGUAUCAUCCAUUCUAGGGGCCAUUAACUUUAUCACAACCAUUGUCAAUAUAAAACCUCCCGCAAUAUCCCAAUACCAGACGCCCUUAUUUGUAUGGUCCGUAUUAAUUACAGCGGUACUACUGCUGCUAUCACUACCAGUAGUGGCGGCUGGCAUUACUAUGCUGCUCACAGACCGAAAUCUGAAUACAACUUUCUUUCAUCCGUCCGGAGGAGGAGACCCCAUCUUGUAUCAACACCUAUUCUGAUUCUUUGGACAUCCCGAAGUAUAUAUCCUCAUUCUACCAGGAUUCGGAAUAAUUUCACACAUCGUCACCUACUACUCAGGAAAGAAGGAGCCUUUUGGCUAUAUAGGAAUGGUCUGGGCGAUAAUAUCUAUUGGCUUCUUAGGCUUUAUCGUAUGAGCACAUCAUAUAUUCACUGUAGGGAUAGAUGUUGACACACGAGCAUACUUUACCUCAGCUACCAUAAUCAUCGCAAUUCCGACAGGAGUCAAAGUAUUUAGCUGACUAGCUACUUUACAUGGAGGUAACAUCAAAUGAUCGCCUGCCAUACUAUGGGCCCUGGGAUUUAUCUUUCUAUUUACGGUAGGAGGCCUUACGGGCAUUGUACUGGCAAACUCAUCACUGGACAUCGUCCUCCAUGACACAUACUACGUGGUAGCACAUUUCCACUAUGUGCUAUCAAUAGGAGCGGUGUUUGCCAUUAUGGGUGGGUUCGUCCAUUGAUUCCCUCUAUUUUCAGGGUUCACACUUAAUAACACCUGAGCAAAAAUCCAUUUCACAAUCAUAUUUGUUGGAGUUAACAUGACAUUCUUUCCCCAACACUUUUUAGGACUAUCAGGAAUACCACGGCGAUAUUCUGAUUACCCAGAUGCCUAUACAGUAUGAAACACGGUCUCUUCUAUGGGUUCAUUCAUUUCACUAACCGCAGUCAUACUAAUAGUCUUCAUAGUCUGAGAGGCCUUCGCAUCCAAACGAGAAGUAGAAGCAGUUGAAUUAACGUCUUCUAAUAUCGAAUGACUGCAUGGAUGUCCUCCCCCAUAUCAUACAUUUGAAGAACCUGCUUACGUUAUAUCAAAGUAA
Molecule: messenger RNA, 1545 nt
Organism: Odobenus rosmarus divergens (Pacific walrus)
Lineage: Eukaryota; Metazoa; Chordata; Mammalia; Carnivora; Odobenidae
Source: the annotation of a RefSeq genome assembly